UCCCAUUGCAGUUUUCAUCACUCCAAGAAACAAGAGAGUCUUUUGGCAUCUAAAAUCAUGGCAAGAGCCGCUUCUCUUCUUCUACUCCUCUCCCUAUUAUACUUCACCACCACGGCCAUCCCCACUAAGAGCUCUAGUGACACAACCUUCAUUAAAACCUCCUGCAAAUCCACUACUUACCCCGCUCUCUGCGUCCAGUCUCUCUCAACUUACGCCACUUCAAUUCAACAGAGCCCGCGCCAGCUGGCUCUCGCGGCCUUGUCCGUGAGCCUGUCGAGGGCACAUUCCACUAAAUCAUUCGUCACAAAGUUGAAGAAGUUCAAGAACUUGAAGCACAGGGAGAUUGGAGCUAUUGCAGACUGCGUGGAAGAGAUGAGCGACACCGUGGACCGGCUGAGCAAGUCGGUUCAGGAGCUGAAGCACAUGGGUCAAGCCAAAGGUCAGGACUUUUUGAUGCACAUGAGCAAUGUGGAAACCUGGGUCAGUGCAGCUCUCACUGAUGAGAACACUUGCGUUGAUGGUUUUGCCGGCAAGGCCUUGAAUGGGAAGAUCAAGGAUUCGAUUAAAGGUCAAGUUGUUAAUGUUGCUCAAGUUACUAGCAACGCACUGGCCUUGAUUAACAAGUUUGCUGCAACAUAAUGAUCCAGCAGGCAGCCAUGGAUGUGUGGGUGAAAAAGCUCUUAAGAUUUUGCCAAGUUUUUGAUCUGUCGUUUAAAUUUGAUGUAUAAAUUAAGCUUGUUUUUAUGUGUUUUUAACAGUUAUGUAUGUAUCAUAUAUU
Messenger RNA from Pistacia vera, 778 nucleotides. Its product is annotated as 21 kDa protein-like. Bases 58 to 639 code for a protein of 193 amino acids. The transcript has a single exon. Gene Ontology annotation, molecular function: enzyme inhibitor activity. NCBI's taxonomy places the organism in Eukaryota, Viridiplantae, Streptophyta, Magnoliopsida, Sapindales, Anacardiaceae. The record is from RefSeq and is a predicted model, not a curated record. Gene Ontology annotation, biological process: negative regulation of catalytic activity.